Molecule: messenger RNA, 2467 nt
Organism: Siniperca chuatsi (mandarin fish)
Lineage: Eukaryota; Metazoa; Chordata; Actinopteri; Centrarchiformes; Sinipercidae
Gene: scfd2
Product: sec1 family domain containing 2
Exons: 9
Coding region: 119-2203 (694 amino acids)
Biological process (GO): vesicle-mediated transport; intracellular protein transport
Source: RefSeq, a predicted model, not a curated record
GCUGCGACGCGUGAUUGCCACGUCACCUUUAAGAGACUCGUGUGUUUGUUUUGUUGGAGCUACCCUAGCUGACACUUCUUAUGUUUGUCGUUAAUUUCGUUGCAUUUAGCUAACACUGAUGACAGGUAAAAUGCUGACGGUGGAGGAUUUUACGCACUUUCCGCUCCAGAUGUGGGAGAAGGUGCUGUCGAAGGUAAAGAAAGCUGUUGUUUUUAUGGAUGACAAGUGUGCAGAGGCUCUCCACUGGAGCGGAGGUGCUGCCAUGUUAUUGGAGGCUGGAGCCAGAAAUUUAAAGGAGUUUUCAAGCUUCGAAGCCUGUGGUGUGAAUGAACCGAAAGCCGUAUUUGUGGUGAGCACUUUGUUGAAGGGCAGAACAAUUAACAUCAUUAAAGACAUCAUAUCCCUAAGUCACUUCCAGUAUUGUGUUGUCUUCACCACCGUUGCUCACUCCGUGCACCUGCUCGCCAACAAUGUCACCACAGAAAUGGAAGGGAACCCUGUAUUUGAGCAGUUUGAAGAAAAGCUGUGCGACUGGAUGGGAAACAUGAACUACACGGCUGAAGUCCUGCAUGUUCCAGUGGUGUUUGCCCCUGUAUCACAGCAGCUACUCCUCACACCCAUGUUUGCUCACCUGUUUCCCCUGCUCUCACCUGAUCUGGAGUCAAUAAAUGCAAAACGACGAGAGAAGAAGAGAUUUGGAAGCCUGGCCGACAUAGACAUGCAUUCUCUCCCUGUUGAACUGCAGCUUGAAAUCAAAUCCUUGACUUCAGCAUUAAAUUCAGUGUUUGAAGCUACAGGCACCAGGGAGGAGAGUUUUGCUGUUGGUCCCAUGAGCCGCAUCAUAGCAGGGGAACUGGCCAGUCACCCUCAAGCAAAAAACCGAAGGAAAACAGCCCCUAAUAAAGCAUCAAUCAUUUUUGUGGACCGAACAAUGGAUCUUACAGGAGCUGUUGGUCACCAUGGCGACAACCUGGUGGAGAAGAUUCUGACUGUGCUCCAACCCUUACCUGGUCAUGUGACAGACGUACAGGUGGACAUGCUGGAGCUCACAAGUCUGCAGCGAACCCCUCACUCCCAGACCACCCUGGCCCCCGGCUGUCUCGCACAAACCCAGUCACCUGCAGCACAGUCACUAUGGGACGCCAUGCUGACCAAUAAACAUAAAGAGGGGGUGAUGGAGGUCCGUCGGCAACUGGUGGAAACAGCCAGCAAGGAGAAGCUGCCAAUCAAGAUGAGCAUGGGCCGUGUGACCCCUGAGCAGCUGUGCUCCUACAUGCAGCUGUUCCGGAGCAGUUGGGGGGCGCUAGAGAGUCACUGCGGGGUGCUCCAGCUGGGCCUGGCCACGGCCCAGACACUCCGCCACCCCAGCCUGCCCCGCUGGGAUGCCUGCCUGGCCUUCGAGAGGCUGCUGCUGCAGGCUCUCGGAGACUCUGACUUCCCUGCUGUGCUGAGGCAGCUUCUGCCCUUGAUGAAGCCCCGUGGAGGCGGGGACAGCACGGCCUCGAGGUCGAGGUCCAAGGAGGAUGAAUGCGGGCCUGAUGAGCUGAUCCUCCUGCUGGUUUACCUGUACUCCCUGGCUGACGAGGCGCAGCCCGCAGACCAGGAUAAUGAGGAGGAGCUGGAGAAGCUUGAGAGGGAGCUGAUAGGAGUGCUCACCCUGGUCAUCACCCAAGAGACCGAACUCAGCCCCUUGCUCCAGAAACUAACUGGUUGUGCAAACCCCAAGGACCUGACCACAGAGCGAGCCCAUUCUGCUGUGGAGGAGAUGUUCGAGACCCUCCGAGGUUUGAGCCGCAGCAGAGACCACCUGAAGCAGCUGCGCUCCGUCUACACUGCCAGCGAUGGAGUUCACCAGGCGACCUAUCGUCCUUUCCUGCGGCAGAUCCUGGAGGAAGUCUUCCACCCUGACAGACUUGAAUGUCCCGACAUCGAGCACAUGUCUGGAGGCCUCACAGACCUGCUCAAGACCGGCUUCAGCAUGUUCAUGAAGGUGAGUCGUCCACAUCCCAGCGACAACCCUCUGCUCUUCCUCUUCCUGGUUGGUGGAGUCACGCCCUCAGAGCUUCGUCUCAUCAAAGAGAUUGUUACCACACAUAAACCAGGGACCCAGGUGCUGGUUUUGUCCACCAGAUUACUGAGGCCAACGGAUAUCGCCGAGCUGCUCUUCACCACCCAAAGGCUGCUGCCUGAUAUCGGUGUCUAAAAGGCUGUCACGUGGAAACGCACGCAUGCACACGUGGACGGACACAUGCGCCGCCACUGUCUCAACACCUCGUCAGGUGUGAGUCGAGCUUGAGUUAAUGAUAUUCACUGUUAAAAGCUGCAAGUGAUAUAAAAGUAGGUAUUGGGUUUAUUUUUCUUGGAGACAGUAAAGAAAAUGUACAUUUCUGUGUGUCAGUAUCGCUCUUCUGUACUCUGUGCUUGCAUCGAAUGUUAAUACAAUAAAAUCAGUUAUUUUCCAAACACA